Bombyx mandarina (wild silkworm) is the source of this 1677-nucleotide messenger RNA. It is a transcript of the gene Ppcdc, whose product is annotated as phosphopantothenoylcysteine decarboxylase. Gene Ontology annotation, cellular component: phosphopantothenoylcysteine decarboxylase complex. The record is from RefSeq and is a predicted model, not a curated record. Gene Ontology annotation, molecular function: phosphopantothenoylcysteine decarboxylase activity; FMN binding. NCBI's taxonomy places the organism in Eukaryota, Metazoa, Arthropoda, Insecta, Lepidoptera, Bombycidae. Gene Ontology annotation, biological process: coenzyme A biosynthetic process.
AUACAUAUUAAGUGCAAUUAUUAAGUUUCUCAAAUACCUACCUAUUAAGUGUUUAAUCUAUGACAGUUUGUACAAGCAAGCAUGAAAUUUUAUGCUCCUAAUUUAAUUCCUGGUUUUGUUUUAUUCAAAUUGUUAUAAAAAAGAGUAUCGGAGUUUCGGCAACCAACAAUAUUUAUUACGGUGUUAAAAUGGAUGAAAAUACUACCUUUAAUGUUUUAGUAGGGGUUACUGGAAGUGUUGCAGCUAUAAAGAUACCGAUUUUAAUAAAAUCCGUGUUGGAGUUACGAAGCGAGACUCGAUAUAAUUAUAAGGUACGACUAAUAGUAACAGAACAUGCAAAGCACUUCUUUGAGUGGACUGAAAUGCCCUUGGAUGUACUAAGAUAUGAUGACUCUUCAGAAUGGGUAACAUGGAAAGGAAGAGGAGAUCCAGUAUUACAUAUAGAACUUGGAAAAUGGGCCGACAUAAUGGUUAUAGCACCAAUGGAUGCUAAUACAUUAGCAAAAGUGGCAUUGGGCAUGUGUGAUAAUUUAGUCACAUGUACAGUAAGAGCAUGGAACUUCUCCAAACCUCUGCUAUUUUGUCCAGCUAUGAAUACUAGAAUGUGGGACCAUCCAAUCACAGCCACUCACAUUUCUACACUACGAGCCUGGGGUUUUAUUCAAAUACCACCCAUAACUAAAACUUUGAUGUGCGGUGACACCGGUGUAGGUGCCAUGGCAGAAGUAGAGGCAAUUGUUGAAAAAAUCAAAUUAAUAGCUGAUAUGAAAAUGAAUAGAACACAAUAAGUAAAUAUUGGUAUCUGCUUUUGUAACUGAUCUUUGUUUAUAUAUUUUUAAUACAAAUGUCGUUGUGAAGUCAAUUUGGAAAAGUUUUUUUUGUAAAUGCACUGUUAAAACACAGCAUACUUUUUCCAUCACUGUGACCAACAGCCUAUGAUACCGAUGUAAAAAUUUGGCAUUGGUAGUACAAUUGAAUAAAUGAUUGUCAACGUCAGCAGAAUGCUAUAACUGUGAUGCAGAUAAUUUGAAAACCGUUGAGUUUAUUACACACUUAUACAUACAUAUAUUAAGACCUGAAUAUAUGAUUUAGAUCUUAAAAUAUCUAAAUAAAUCUAGAUCUAAAAAUUAGUAAUUUGGGCAAAGAUGAGUUCAACUUUUGUUUUAAUUUCCAGAAAAAGUAAGUAGUUCCUAUAACAUACAAAUUUAAAAGUAUUAAUGAUUCUCCGAGAUAAUAGUCUGUUUUAAAAAAUUGUACAUCAAUGAAAAUUUAAAAGUGUUGGUAAUUGCUCUCCGUGUAAUGAUGACUGAUUUGGAAUUUUUAUAUAGAAUGUCUGAGAUAAAAUUGAGUAAAGUGUUUCAAGGAAAUAAUUAUCUGAUAUGCAGAAAAGCAUAACAUAUUUAUUGAAAUGUGAAUGACACGCAAUGCCCGUCGACUCUGUUGCUUCUCAGGUCUUGAGUUGUUUUUAAUUUGAAUUUUUUUUUAUCAUCUCCACAUUAGUCUAUAAUGCUAUAUAGUCGCGAUGUACUGUUAUAUUUUUUGUUUUGAUGUAAGAACCGCAAAAUGUGUAUGGGUGCGUUCAUUACGUUUAACUUUGUUUAAGUAUUUUCAUUUAUUGACACAACCAGUGCUAGUCUCGGGCAUAUUGCAAUUCGAUUGGUUAUGUCUUCGAUAAAA